This is a messenger RNA of Tripterygium wilfordii, 792 nucleotides long. RefSeq names its product pollen-specific protein-like At4g18596. Lineage: Eukaryota; Viridiplantae; Streptophyta; Magnoliopsida; Celastrales; Celastraceae. The record is from RefSeq and is a predicted model, not a curated record. The transcript has 2 exons. Bases 246 to 743 code for a protein of 165 amino acids.
GCCCCACCAGGGAGGCUAUACAUUUUUUGUCCCCCCUAUCUCUCCUCAACAUCAAGCUCUAUAUAAGCCAAACAACAUUCACAUGUCUUUGUUUCUUUGUGAGAAAAGAUAAUUACUUUUCCAUUGGUUGCUUACAGUUGGAACUUGGAUCUCCACCACAACAUAGAGCAAGAGCUCAUCUUCAACUCCAGCAACCCAUUUAGAAGAUUUAGUCAGUUUCUCUCAUAUUUUUGUUGUUUGAUGCCAUGACUCCUAUAAUCCUCUUCUUUCUUUCAUCUUUGUUUAUGAAUUCACUGUCUUUGGAAACUAAGCCAGCUAACAUCAACUCCAGAAUCACUGUAAUGGGUUUUGUUUAUUGUGAUAUUUGCUCCAACAACAGUUUCUCCAAACACAGUUAUUUCUUGCCAGGUGCUGAAGUCAAAAUAGAUUGCAAAUUCAGGGCAAUUUCUUCAAAGACCAGGGAGCAGAUAUCCUUCUCAGUGAACAGAACCACAAACAAGCAUGGAGUUUACAAGUUGGAAAUACCUUCUGUUGACGGGAUCCAAUGUGCAGAAGCAGCUAUUGCAUCUUCUUGUCAGGCAAGCUUGAUGUGGAGUUCAUCUGCCAAAUGCAAUGUCCCUGGUUACAGAACCACAUCAGAUGAGAUAGUAAUCAAGUCAAAACAAGCCAAUCUCUGCAUUUAUAGCCUAACUGCACUCAAUUUCAGACCAUCAAAGAUUAAUAUCAACUUGUGUAGAAAUUGAAAGAUGAUUGUCUAAAUUCCUCGUAUAAAAUGGGUUCGUUUCUUUUCUA